Nylanderia fulva is the source of this 3454-nucleotide messenger RNA. RefSeq names its product Regulator of telomere elongation helicase 1 (gene Rtel1). Gene Ontology annotation, biological process: negative regulation of DNA recombination; DNA recombination; telomeric loop disassembly. The record is from RefSeq and is a predicted model, not a curated record. Gene Ontology annotation, molecular function: DNA polymerase binding; DNA helicase activity; ATP binding. Lineage: Eukaryota; Metazoa; Arthropoda; Insecta; Hymenoptera; Formicidae. Gene Ontology annotation, cellular component: nucleus.
AAAAAAUUUUAUAUUUACCUUCAUAUAUGAUCUUCAAAUUUGACCCCGAGAUCAAGAUCAAGGUCAUCGUUAGAUGAUCCCCUCUGAACCCUACAACUUUUGUCCGAAACAUUUUUCUCUACAAUCGCUCCCUGCAAAUUACGAGGGGUGAUAGAUUAAAAUGGGACACCCUGUAUAUAUGUAUGUAAUAAAAGUAGGUUAGAUCAGGUUGGGUUAAUAAAUCUCGGGUUAGGUUAGGUUUUUAUUGUGGCGGGAAGAAGACGUUUGCGAUACAUGAGUGGAAUUUUCUUACAACUGAUUUGUAUUUUUAAUUGACUCUGAAAUGCCUGACGUCACAAUUAACGAUAUCAUCGUUAGCUUCCCUUUUAAACCUUAUUCCGUGCAGGAGGAAUACAUGAAAAAGGUGAUAGAAUGUCUGCAAAACGGUCAGCACGGUGUCUUGGAGUCUCCCACAGGUACUGGAAAAACUCUCUGCCUCCUGUGCUCUUCCUUGAGCUGGCUGUUGACGAAGAAAGCUCAAUUACAAGCACAAGUAAUAGCAGGUGCAGUUGAGAAGAAGGACUUUGGUGGACAUUUUUUUAAAUAUUUGAUCAAUGGACUGGAAAAGGCGUCAGGUGUACCGGAUAACGUUCAAAAUUUUGGAUGGGCUAUGCCCAAAAUUAUCUACGCAUCUCGAACACAUUCCCAAUUGUCUCAAGCUAUGCAUGAGUUGAAGAAGACGUCGUACAAGCAUGUUGCCACCGCUGUAUUAGGAUCUCGAGAUCAGCUGUGUAUUCAUCCGGAAGUUUCUAAAGAAGCGAGCGCUUUUAACAAAAUACACAUGUGCCAUGCCAAAGUGAAAUCUAGGACUUGCUUCUAUUUCAAUAACGUUGAGGCCAGAAAAGAUGAUCCUGUUUUUAAACAGGAGGUCUUAGAUAUAGAAGAUUUAGUUAAAGUCGGACAGAAGCACAAAUGCUGCCCAUACUUUUUGGCAAAAGAAUUGAAGCAAAACGCAGAUAUUGUUUUUAUGCCUUAUAAUUAUCUGCUGGAUCCUAAAACACGAAAGACACAGGGUAUAGAUUUACAAAAUACCGUAGUUUUACUCGAUGAAGCUCAUAAUGUUGAGAAAGUAUGCGAAGAAGCAGCAUCAUUACAGAUAAGUAGUACAGAUAUUGCAAUAUGUAUUGAUGAAGUAACUGCAGUAAUGAAAGAUCUGGCUAAGGAUGCAGAUUUGCAAAACGACUUCCUAUCGGACAAUAAUGUGCAAAAAGAUUUCACAGCAGAGGAUUUGUACAUCUUAAAGGCCAUGUUUUUGGAACUGGAAAAAGCAGUCGAUUCGAUCGAAUUAAAAAAUCGUAACGAGGGAGACACUUAUCCUGGUGGAUUUAUUUUUGAAUUACUUGAGAAAAUUGAGUUAACACAUGGUAAGGAACAAAUUGUGACGGAUAAGUUGGAAAAGAUAAUUUUAUAUCUGACGACUACUAGUACAUCGCCAUUUGCGAGGAAGGGAAAUGCGCUGCAAAAGUUUAGUGACUUAUUGAAGACUGCUUUUAAUAGUGGUGGUUCUAUCGUGCGUCACAAGGAGAAGGUAAAACGCUGCUACAAAGUCCACAUACAGCUGGAAGAGCAGAAAAAGAAUUACAAGGGUGAUGUUUGGGAGACUAAGAAGACAAUAAAAACAGAUGGAAAACUCAUUAGUUACUGGUGUUUUAGUCCUGGCUUUGGAAUGGAGCAAAUGGUAGAACAGGGGAUACGUUCAGUGAUCCUCACAAGUGGUACCUUGUCUCCGAUGAAACCAUUUAUAUCGGAACUAGGUAUACCGAUAACAGUUCAGCUAGAAAAUCCACAUAUUGUAACGAAUCAACAAGUGUGCGUUGGUGUUCUCAGUCAGGGUCCAGACAACCAUCCGCUCAAUUCAUCCUACAAUACCAGGAAUGAUCCAAAGUAUAUCGCAUCUCUUGGAAGAACAGUGUACAACUUUAGUUGCAUUGUUCCCCAUGGAUUGUUGAUAUUUUUCCCUUCGUAUCCGAUUAUGAGGAAGUGCAGAGAUGAUUGGCAAAAUAUGGGUUUGUGGACGCAGAUUGCCGACCGUAAGCCUAUUUAUGUAGAACCGAAUUCGAAAGACGGAUUUGUCAAUGUGAUGAACGAGUAUUACCAAAAAAUUAGAGAUCCGUCUUGCAAGGGGGCCGUUUUUAUGGCGGUGUGCAGAGGAAAGGUCAGCGAGGGUCUGGAUUUCGCUAAUGCAAACGGAAGGGCUGUAUUAAUCAUCGGUCUGCCGUUUCCGCCCUUAAAGGAUCCGCGAGUUAUGCUGAAGCAAAGAUACUUGGAGGAAAUAAGGACUACAGAGAAAGAGAGUUUAACUGGGCAAGAAUGGUAUCAACUUGAAGCGUCACGUGCUGUCAAUCAAGCUAUCGGCAGGAUAAUAAGACACAAAAACGAUUACGGCGCCGUGAUACUCUGCGAUUGCAGAUUCGAAAAUCCAAAUUUCAAAAAACAAUUGUCCGCCUGGCUCAGACCCUACAUAAAGAAGUUUACGAACUUCGGGAUGAUCACGAAAGAAUUGCGAGAUUUUUUCAGAAACGCGGAAAAUACCCUGCCACAACCUGGUAUAAGUCGCGCACAAUAUGGAAACGAGGAUAUAUCGCUGCCUGCCGUAGGUGCUACUUUUGAAACGACGUUGCCUCUGAAGCAAAGAGCACAAAACAGUGUUGCAACAAAAGAGACUGAUAAUAGUUUUAACAUCGAUAUGUAUUUGGAUGAGGGUGUAAAGGAGAAAGAAAAAUCAGCAAAGGCGCAAUCUGCGAUCAAUUUUAGUGCUUGCAAGUUAAAGGACAAUCGAAGUACAUGCGAAUUGGCAAGACACGUCUCUGAUGAACCAACUGCUAAGAGAAGGAAAAUUAAUAUCUUACCGUCCGGAGUUGAUGCGUAUUUUGCUGCCCCUUCAACCUCCUCCUCGAUAACGGUUCUAGAAAGUCAUUCUGUAAAUAUAGCAUCGAAAGAAACAGAUAAGGAUGAUAAGAAGACAUUGGGAAAACAAUAUUUAAAAGAUGUAAAAAGGGCGCUAUCAGCGAAUGAUUAUAAAAUAUUUGCAGCUAUGAUACAAAGCUAUACGCAAAAUGGUGAUUUUGACGAAUUAUUGAAAACAUUGUCGAGUUUAUUUCCACCGACUGGACAGUUACAGCAUUUAUUCGUGGGAUUUCGAAGUUUUCUAAAGAAACAACACAUUGAAAUUUUUGAGAAUUAUAUAAAGAAUAAAACUUCCUGAUUACAUCAAUUUGCAAUAGUAUUAAAGAAGAAUGGAUGCUAAGAAAUAAACAGAUUAAGAUAGACUAAUUAUAGAUUAAACGUCUUUAACGUAUUUGACAAUCAAAUUUUAUUUAAGUUUAUAUAUAUGUGAGGUAAUUAUAAAUUCUUCCAUAUUGUAAAUAUAAAAUGGUGCAGGCAUCAUUAUAGUGAGAGAAUAAUUUUUAAAACA